Messenger RNA from Juglans microcarpa x Juglans regia, 1023 nucleotides. RefSeq names its product protein LITTLE ZIPPER 3. Bases 536 to 763 code for a protein of 75 amino acids. The record is from RefSeq and is a predicted model, not a curated record. Lineage: Eukaryota; Viridiplantae; Streptophyta; Magnoliopsida; Fagales; Juglandaceae. The transcript has 2 exons.
UGCGAAUCUUGGGACGGACCCCUAGCCCACCAUCAUUUUAGAAGCCCUAGCAAAAGUCACAUAAUUGUCCCUCUCAUAACCCAUUAUGGUGAAGAAGAUAGGUUGGCCAAAAUGCCCUCAGUUGUUUCCUGCCAAAACCCCUAGAAAAUCAUCAUCAUUCCCACGACCAUCAUCAUACAAACCAAAAUACAUUAAAAUCUUUUAGGCUCCUAAGCCCCUAUUAAGCCGCCUUCCAUGCUUACACAUGCAUGAUUGUUGUGUCAGAGAGAGGGGCAUGUCCCCCCACACCCCCAUGAGCCUUCUCUCUCUCAAUUUUUGCUCUUCUCUUGAUUUUUGCUCUAUAAAUUAACGGCCUAUUUGUUCUCUUUGUCCCUCACUUCUCUUCACUUUCACAGACUCUUCCUUGUUUUUUUUUUUUUUUUUACUGCUGCUUCUAGUUAGAAACCAUAUUGCUUCCUCGACCGAGGUUCCUCUAACCAACCACCUUGAAAAGGGGCAUUGCAGGCAGAAUAGAAAGUUUUUAUCUUUCAUAACAAUGGAAAGGCUGAACUCAAAGCUGUACUUGCAGAACUGUUACAUAAUGAAAGAGAAUGAGAGGCUAAGGAAGAAAGCCCAGCUUCUCAACCAGGAGAAUCAAGCGCUUCUCUCUGAGCUCAAACAAAAGCUCUCCAACGGAAAUCCAAAAACCAAUGCUACAGACAAUAUUCCUGACCUCAAUCUCAGCUCCAGCUCGAGCCAGAAUCCUUCCAGUUCCAGUAACUGAUCACGCAGGAUAUAUAUCAUUGACUCCACUUAGACUUCCUUGCUCUUUUUGUGUAAAACCAUGCUCAGCAGUCUUAGUUCCAGUCCCAGUUAAUAUAGGACAGUAGAAGUAUCUUUCUACCAAGUUCACUUUUGCUUUUAUUCCCCAUCUUUUAUCAUAUCUUCUUUUUUGGGGUGGUAAGAGAUUUGAUUACUACUGAACUACAAGGAUGUAUCAGGCUAUUUUCUAGAAAGACAUAUAAUAUUAUCAUAUUUUUAGCU